UCUGAUUGACUACAGCAUACCAUGUCCUCCAGUACUUCGCGACUGGGGUGAGACUUAUUUUAAACGGGCACAACAAGGUAAAUAAGCUUCACGAAGUGCUCUAAAUUCCUUGGUAGGUAAUGGCUUCAAGCUGCCCACCGGAGUCUUUCAAAGAUCACAUGCUGGAAGAAGAGGAAUUUCAACAAAUUUUGAAUCGAAUAGGCGGUAAAGGAAAGAUAUGUCUGGUAGUUGAUACAUGCAAGAAGGACGACAAUGACGCAAGCGGUAGGACUACACUGCAGGAGUUUAUUGUUGACAUGUUUCAAAAUGGACUCACAGACAUUAGUGAGCCUGUAACCGACAACAGUAAAGCAGGUUAUGGUGGUAAUGAUGUGAUGGACUCUCUGAAUUGCAUCACCAAGACCGGAGAUCAAAUACAGUCUUUUGAACAGGACAGGACACCACGGCACGUGGAAGGCAAGUGCUUAGAAUUAAGUCCUAUCCAAGAUGGGAAGGGCAAGGGACGAGGGCGAUCAAAGGAGGAAGUUAAUAGGACUAUACGAUCAAGUAUGAAUGUUGGUGGAAAAGAACGAGCGAUUGACAGUGCUCUCGUAAUAUUUAUAUUCAAGCAUGAGUAUGUCAGUUGCAAACGGAACCAUGUGUGUGUGAAGGAAAUCCUGAAGGACGUCAGAGCACGAAUAAAACGAACAGGUGCCCGCCCAGCACUACUAGGAUUAAUUCAUUCAGACGCUGAGAACACUGAGACGGGAGAAUCGGUGGGGAUUUUAGAGCAUUUUCUUCGGUCGGUAUUUCAAAUGCAACCCCCAGAGUCGAUAUGGGUCGGUCUUUAUAUUCCACGAAUCGCAGACAGAAUGCUGACAAUCAAGAGAGAAACCUGCAAAGUCGUGAAUUUCUCCCUAUCCACAGUUAACAUCAAGAACAAAAAAGGCCCGUUUUCCUGUUCUCUGCAGUGUUUACCAGGGCUUCUCAGAAGACAACUGGGAAAUGAAUCCAACGCCACUGCAAACAACUUUCAAAGCGGUAACUCAGACAGUGUGGAAGAAGGAAUCCCUCUAAAGACAAAGUCCCUGCCACUGUGACUCUGGACUGGGACAGUUAAUGGG
Chanos chanos (milkfish) is the source of this 1103-nucleotide messenger RNA. RefSeq lists its product as uncharacterized. The transcript has 3 exons. The record is from RefSeq and is a predicted model, not a curated record. Lineage: Eukaryota; Metazoa; Chordata; Actinopteri; Gonorynchiformes; Chanidae. The coding region runs from base 120 to 1079 and encodes 319 amino acids.